This is a messenger RNA of Hypomesus transpacificus, 2379 nucleotides long. Its product is annotated as fatty-acid amide hydrolase 2-A-like. The record is from RefSeq and is a predicted model, not a curated record. Bases 57 to 1667 code for a protein of 536 amino acids. The transcript has 11 exons. Lineage: Eukaryota; Metazoa; Chordata; Actinopteri; Osmeriformes; Osmeridae.
CACGAAUUGCGGCUGUACAGUGAAAAGGCUGAUGUUGAAUUAGACCGUCUUGUACAAUGGCGCUGACCCGGUUUGAACGGUUCCUGUCCUCGGUGCUGCGCGGGGUUGUAAGGAUGCUGUUCGCCUUUUUCCAGCUCUUCGCACCGCGGGGGGGACCGGACGGCUCUAAGAGACUCCCACCAAUCACGAACCCACUUUUGAGGGUCCCUGCGAUGCGGCUCGCUCAGAUGAUACGACGGAGAGAGGUGAGCAGUGUGGAGGUGGUCCAGGCGUACAUUGACCGCAUCCAGGAUAUCAACCCUCUCAUCAACGCCAUGGUCAAGGACAGGUUCUCCCAGGCCCUGCAGGAGGCUGCACAGGUGGACAGGCUGGUGGAUGAGGAGACAGGAGGAGGGGCCGGGGAGGAGGUGCUGGAGGAUAAACUACCCCUCUUGGGCGUACCCUUUACAGUCAAAGAAGCCUUCACUCUGCAGGGCAUGCCCAACUCUACGGGCCUGGUGUCGAGGAGGGGCAUGGUCUCGGGGACAGACGCCCCUCCUGUGGCAUUGCUGAAGCGUGCUGGGGCCAUACCUCUGGGCGUGACCAACUGCAGCGAGCUGUGCAUGUGGCUAGAGUCCCACAACCGCCUUUACGGGGUCACCAACAACCCCUACGCCCUGGAGAGGAUACCCGGAGGAAGCUCUGGAGGGGAGGGCAGUAUCCUGGGGGGAGGGGGGUCAGUGAUCGGGGUGGGAUCGGAUGUGGGGGGCAGCAUCCGCAUGCCCGCCUUCUUCAACGGCAUCUUUGGACACAAACCCACACCAGGCGUAGUGAGCAAUGAGGGCCAGUUCCCGCCAGCUUCAGGGCUGCAGCCUGGGUUCCUGUGUACGGGCCCCAUGUGUCGUUACGCCCAGGACCUGCUGCCCAUGCUCCGGGUCAUGGCGGGCCUCAAUGCCGACAGGUUGAACCUCUCGUCAGAGGUGGAUCUGAAGAAGCUGCGGUUCUUCUCGGUUCCUCACGAUGGAGGAUCUCCGCUGGUGUCUCCUGUCGACCCUCAACUGAUCCAGGCUCAGAAUAGGGUGGUGGAACGUCUGGAGGCGGACCUGGGAGUCAAAGUUGAGCAGCUGAAGAUUCCUCAGCUCAAAUACUCCUUCCAGAUCUGGGGAGCCAUGAUGGCUGCUCCUGGGAAGGACGGGAAGCUGCCCAUCAUGUUUGCAGAGCUGAUGGCCAAUCAGGGGAAGAGGGUGUGGCCUGUCUGGGAGAUGGCUAAGUGGAUCCUGGGGUUCUCCAAACACACCAUGGCAGCUAUCGGUCUGGCCACUGUGGAGAUGUUCCAGCCCACCCAGCCCAGCCAGUUCAUCCUGCAGCAGAGAGAGUCUCUCCAGAAGGACUUGGAGGAGCUGCUGGGGACUGAUGGGGUGCUGCUCUACCCCUCUCACCCCCACCUGGCCCCCCGGCACCACCAUCCUCUAUUCACGCCCUUCAACUUCUCCUACACAGGUAUCUUUAACAUCCUGGGUCUGCCUGUGACCCAGUGCCCCCUGGGGCUGAGCACAGAGGGCCUCCCACUGGGGGUGCAGCUGGUGAUGGGGAAGAUGCAGGAUCACCUAGGCCUGGCCAUGGCUGUCUACCUGGAGCAGGCCUUCGGGGGCUGGAGGGACCCGGCGGAGGCCUCACCGUCCGCCUGAGACACACAAACAUCUACACACGCGCACACACAUCUUGAGCACAUAGAGCUGUGUCUCACACACACACACACACACAUAUAUACCCCUAUCCUGAGCAUAUGUCGAAUAUACAUACACAUAGCAUACACUGAUAUCAGGAGGAAACUAUGAAUACAAACAGACAGACAAAAACGUGAAAAAAAGUUUGAAACAUACACAAGCCUAUUUGCACACAAUCUUCUCCUCCCGCCCCCCCCCCCCCUCCCUCAUUUUCCUCGUCUACUCCCCUUGUCUACAAGUCCACCACUAAGUGUCCUAUACGUGUCCAAAGAGGCUCUGCUGUCUUUUCUCUCCUCCUGUCUAAAGGAUAACUGAUGUCCAGUCUGUAGAGUGAUUUCUAUUGUGGUUUUUAGUAGUUCUGUCUGCUCUAAACUGGAGAGGAGCUAGAAACAUCUUGGAAGGAGAAGUUUAACGAAUGUCUUACUUUUUUUCAAAGUGCAUUUUUAAGGUCAGGCUUUUUUGACAAUGGGUGAUAUGCUGCUGUUUUGUGACUGCACUUUGAUUUAUCUACUGUAACAUACCCGAAUGACGCAUUUUAGACGCCGCUGUUAUUGUGAUAUAUUUUAGAAUGUUACAUAGUUUAACUAAUGAACACUAUAAUGUAAGUGUAUAUAAGUAUUAUAAUAUACAGUACAAUAUAAUGUUAAAUAAAUUGCACAACAUAUACAAUGUU